AGUCUUCAACCAAGUCUGAAAAUGUCCAACUGGCAACCACAGCCUGAGGGACUGGAGCAAUUACUGAGUCUAUUAAGGGAUUCUCUCAGUUCGAACAAUCAAGUACAACAAGCGGUUACGCAGAGACUAGAAACAUUCAACGCUAUACCAGACUACAACAACUACCUAUGCCAUGUCUUAAUAAAAGCUACAGACCAGGAGGAGCGCGUUAGAUCAGUCGCUGGUCUCAUUCUUAAGAACAAUAUCAAGUUUGGCUGGAAACAAUGGCCAGCCGACAGUCAAGAAUAUGUCAAAAGUAUCCUAGUAGAUGGUAUUACAGACCAGGCACCAAUGGUUAGGUCUACAUCCGGUACAGCCAUCGUUUCUGUACUCUCAGAGUGCGGUCCUGAGAACUGGCCGCUCGCUUUAUCACGUUUAAUGGCCUCAAUUGAUUCAACUAAUGUACAAGAACAAGAAGGUGCUUUCGGUACACUUGCUAAAAUCUGCGAGGAUAUGUACAAGAACUUAGAUUGUGAAAUCGCCGGUGUUCGUCCAUUAGACUUCAUGAUUCCAAAAUUCAUCCAAAUGCUCAACCACCAAUCGCCAAAAAUUAGAAUACACGCCUUGUCAUGUCUCAACAGCUUCAUACCAACCCAAUCAGCCAGCUUUAUCGCAAAUAUAGACCAAUUCAUCGCUGCUUUGUUUCAAAUCGCCUCGGAUGGCGUAUCGGAAGUACGUCAAUUCGUUUGUUCAGCUUUGGUUAGGCUUUUAGCUUCAAGACCAGACAAGCUGGUUCCUGAGAUGAAUAACGUAGCAACUUUCAUGCUUUACUCAACUCAAGAUAAGGAUGACGAUGUCGCAUUAGAAGCUUGCGAAUUCUGGCUUACAUUCGCAGAGGAGACUCACUUGGCUGAGCACUUGAAACCUCUUUUAGAUAAAGUCGCACCUGUUCUCCUUAACACUAUGGUUUAUUCAGAGAAUGAUUUAGUCAUGUUGGAGGCAGAUGAUGACGAUGAAGCUGUUCCAGAUAAGGACACUGAAAUUAAGCCACAUAUUUACGGUGGUAAAACUCACACACAAUCAUCUGAAGCUGAGAACAGCCAUCAAAAAUUCAGUAGAGAAGCUGAGGCAUCUUCCGACGAAGAAGAUGACGAAGAUGAUUAUGAUGAAUUUGAAGAUGAGGAACUCGCUUCUGGAUGGAACCUGAGAAAAUGUUCAGCAGCAGCUAUGGAUGUUUUGUCAAUUAAUUUCGGUGUAGAUCUCCUCAACAUACUCCUUCCAUACUUGAAAGAGAGAUUAUUCUCACAAGAUUGGUUACAAAGAGAGUCAGCUAUACUCGCAUUAGGUGCAAUCUCAGAGGGUUGUAUUGAAGGUAUUCAACCACACUUACCACAAUUAGUACCUUACUUGGUAAAUGCAUUGAAUGAUCCAAAACCACUCGUCCGUUCAAUUUCAUGUUGGUCUUUGGGUCGUUAUUCAAGUUGGUCUGUACAACCGCUCUCAGUUGAGCACAGAAAUAAUUACUUCGUACCAACGAUGGAGGGAUUAUUAAGAAUGGUACACGACAAGAACAAGAGAGUACAAGAAGCUGGUUGUUCAGCAUUCGCUACUUUGGAAGAAGAAGCAGGAAAGGAAUUAGAGCCAUUCCUUAAACCUAUUAUAGAACACCUCGUAUAUGCGUUCCAAAAGUAUCAGAGAAAGAACCUUCUCAUCCUUUAUGACGCUAUUGGUACACUCGCUGAUGCCGUCAACAACUCGCUAGAUAAUGAGGAAUAUGUAACCUUAUUGAUGCAACCUCUCAUCGAUAAAUGGCAAAAUCUCGCAGACGAUGAUGAGGAUAUCAUUCCAUUGUUUGAGUGUUUAUCAUCUUUAACAGUUGCAGCUGGAUCCAGUUUUAUUAAAUUUGCUCAACCAGUUUAUGAAAGAUGCUCACGGAUAGUACACGGUAAUCUCUUAGCUUUCCAAUCAGCAGUCGAAAGGAAUGAUGAAGAUAAUAUACCUGAUAGAACAUUCAUCAUCGUAGCAUUAGAUUUAAUUUCAGGUAUGAUUCAAGGUUUGGGUGUAAACUCACAAGAAUUAAUCACCUCGAAUCAAUCAACACCACCAUUACUUAACUUAUUAUUAUUCUGUUUGAAGCAUCCAGAUAAUGCUGUCAAACAAUCUGCAUAUGCCUUAGUUGGAGAUUUAGCUGUUAGCUGCUUCCCGGUGUUAUUACCUGCAUUAGAUAGUUUCUUACCUGAUUUAAUUCAACAAAUAGAAAUCACGCCAACGACUGAUGCUAUAUCAGUUUGUAAUAACGCAGCAUGGGCAGCAGGUGAAAUAGCAACUUCAUUCACGAAUUAUCCAGAUUUGAAUAAAGAUAACUUCGUCAAAUUCGUACCAUCUUUAAUUGAAAGAUUAGUACCAAUUUUGUUACAUCCAAAAUCCGUAAAAUCUUUAACGGAAAACGCAGCUGUUACAAUUGGUAGAAUUGCUUUAGUAUGUCCAGAGAUAGUUGCACCACAUUUACAAAUAUUCGCUGCACAAUGGUGUCAAUCUUUAUGGGAGAUUAAAGAUAAUGAAGAAAAAGAUAGCGCAUUUAGAGGAUUCUGUAAGUUGGUUCAACUUAACCCAUCUGGCCUAGCAUCAAGUUUCCAAUUCUUCUGUAAUGCAGUUGUUAGAUGGACCUCACCUUCUGCGAUACUUAACGAACAAUUUAACGCGCUUUUGCACUCAUUCAAAGCAGCAGCAGGUGCAAGUUGGGAUGCCCAGAUGGCUGCACUUCCAGCACCAAUUUCAACAAGACUUAGAGAUCGUUAUGGUUUGUAGAUUGGCAUUUGAUACUUUAGUUAUGUAUACCCCUCCUCAACGACCAUUAAAAGAUUAGGCGGUCGAUAUAGACAGUCUGAAUUAACAAUUUAAAAGUAAAAUGUUUAUCGCUUUAUCAUUCAUGAAUUUAUAUUCUUACCUUUGGAAUGAACAAUCAUGUUUCUCGACAAUGAAGAGAGUAAUCAAUACACGCUGGUCGAGGUUGUUGAUAUACUGAAUAGAAUGCUAUUCCCUACGCCGAGAUGCAACUCAAUGGAUUUUGUACUCGAUAUGCUUGAGUAUUCCUAUCAGCUUAGAGAAUGGCUCGUUAGUUUAUGCGAGGAAAUACUACUAGUGAUCGAUGUAAAAGAGGACGUAGGGCAUUCUCUUCGAAAUAUAAUUUCAUCUCACAAAAAAGCUGAAAGCUCUCUUAAGUUCAAUACCAUAAUUCUCCUCCUUAAGAAGUUGCAUAUACAUGAAACUAAUCUCACUGAGAGUGCAAUAGAUAGACCCGAGACUUUCAAACUCUGCGAUAUUUACUUCCCGGAUAAUGCAGAUAAUGUUCAGCGGAGAACAGAAGUGAAGUAUUACGCACGUUUAGCCAAGAAGCUAACCAAAGCGCUCAAGAAAGCUAACAAAAGCGAGGCUGAGAUACGCAAUGAAGUUUAUCUCAAUAAGGAGUUGAACAAAGUCAAAGCGAUAGCCCUGGACGCUACGACUGAACCAUUGAGAGGAUAUCUUUACGAGUGUCUGUCUGAUUGGAACUAUGUCCACGAUACCUACAAUGUUGUUCAGCGAAGUACGACGAUCAACACAGGUCAUACCAUCAAUGAGAGCUUCAAAAUGCCACAUAAAAGGAAGCGCGUUGUUUGAUUAUAUUUGCACUUUUAUAGACGGUUUUGUAUUAGUAUAUGUACUUUUGCUUAUCUG
Messenger RNA from Wallemia mellicola CBS 633.66, 3696 nucleotides. RefSeq names its product ARM repeat-containing protein. NCBI's taxonomy places the organism in Eukaryota, Fungi, Basidiomycota, Wallemiomycetes, Wallemiales, Wallemiaceae. Bases 22 to 2787 code for a protein of 921 amino acids. Gene Ontology annotation, biological process: protein import into nucleus. Gene Ontology annotation, molecular function: small GTPase binding; nuclear import signal receptor activity. The record is from RefSeq and is a predicted model, not a curated record. The transcript has 4 exons. Gene Ontology annotation, cellular component: cytoplasm; nucleus.